AUGCGUUUUUCUGUUGUAACCAGUUACUUAUUAUGCGCUGCUGCAUCGUACGCUAAUGCAGCUUCUUUAUUCGGAUUAAGUUUCCCAGAACCACCAUCAGCGAACAAACCGAUCCCUGGUGACUCUCCUUUAUUGCAAUGUGAUGUUGACCAAUCUCAAUCGCUUGAUGUUACUCAAGUAAACUUGGUCCCCAACCCACCACAAAGAGGUGAGAAUUUGACUAUAGCUGCUGCAGGUGUCCUACAAACCACUAUCGAAGAAGGUGCAUACAUCGACAUCGAAGUUAGAUUAGGUUACAUCAAGUUAAUCUCACAAACCUACGAUUUGUGUGAACAAUUGGAGGAGAACGACAUCGACGGAUUGAAAUGUCCAAUCGAGGAAGGUGUCUACGAGUUGAACAAGAUCGUGGAGAUCCCUAGCGAGGUGCCACCUGGCAAAUACUCUGUCAUUGCUAGAGCUUACAACGUCGACGAUGAACAGAUCACGUGCCUAACUGGUGAAGUAAUCUUCCCAGCGUACUAG
Kluyveromyces lactis is the source of this 522-nucleotide messenger RNA. RefSeq names its product sterol transporter (gene NPC2). The coding region runs from base 1 to 522 and encodes 173 amino acids. The transcript has a single exon. Gene Ontology annotation, molecular function: sterol binding. Lineage: Eukaryota; Fungi; Ascomycota; Saccharomycetes; Saccharomycetales; Saccharomycetaceae. Gene Ontology annotation, biological process: intracellular sterol transport. The record is from RefSeq and is a predicted model, not a curated record.